CUGCUUGUGUUGCGAUUUAAACGUUGUGAUAUUUUUAUUAUUUUUUAUUCACUUUAUCUUUAUUAUUUUUCUGCGUGACCGAAAGAACCAUAGAAUGCGAUUUACAUUUAAAAGGUGUCCUUUGGUAUUUAUAGUAUUGUGAUUUUCUACGCUACGUCGUCUCACGUUACAUACACGUUUUUUGUGUAUAAUGUAAUCGUGGAUGUAUCUUUUGUUAAUAAACCUGUUUAUGAAAGAAAAAUAAUGCCUACGCUUUUUAAAAGAAAAUAAAUACAGAUUAGUUUACCUCGCGAGCAUAAAUUAUGUUAAUAAAUCCCGCGCGUGCGCAAUCGGUUUCAUUUAAAUCGUACGGCGGUCGGCCGUAGUGCCGCCCCACCAAUAUAUUUCCCACCGCGGAUAAGCGACGCCCCGCCUCAUUCGGAUCUUGAUUGGUUACGUUUACGUCACCGCCUACGCACCAACCAAUGGGGUCGCCUCGGCUACUGCCGUCGAUGGCAGUCCAUCCAAUCGGGUGGCUCGGAGGGGCGAGCGGCGCCUAUCCGCUGUAGGCAAUAUAAGCGGGUGGCACCGCCUGUUCAUGCCCCAUCGGAGCUACACGCAGCGCCUUACAGCCAACUCACGAUUAGCGCCAUGGGACGCGGCGACCCCAGCAAGCCGCGCGGGCGCAUGUCGUCCUACGCAUACUUUGUGCAGACGUGUCGCGAGGAGCACAAGAAGAAGCACCCCAACGACUCUGUGGCUUUCACCGACUUUUCCCGCAAGUGCAGCGAGCGCUGGAAGGGGUUGUCUCCAAAGGAGAAGCUGCGGUUCGAGGACUUGGCGCGUGCGGACAAGACUCGCUAUGACACCGAGAUGAAGGACUAUGCCCCAGCGCGUGGUGGACGCGGCGGCCCUGCGCAACGCAAGAAGAAGGACCCCAACGCCCCCAAGCGGCCCCCGUCCGCCUUUUUUAUUUUUUGUGCCGACUUCCGGCCGCAGAUCAAGGCGGACAACCCGGGCAUGGUGAUUGGCACCAUCGCCAAGCGACUCGGGGAGAUGUGGGGUCGGCAAACAAAUGAAAACAAAGCUCCGUACGAGCACAAGGCCAACAUACUCAAGGAGAAGUACAAGAAGGAUGUGGCUGCGUACCAGCGCUCAGGAGCAAGUGCGAGUGGUGCACACAAACCAGCAGCAGCUGCUCCCAAGCGAGGAAAGCCGGCCGCGACAGCCCCAGCGCCCGCCCGUCACGAAGAUGACGAAGACGAAGAUGAUGAGGAGGACGAGGAGGGAGACGACGACGAUGAUGACGACGACUACGAGGACGACGAGUGAUUGCGCCGUCAGACGCCGGCGAUCAGCUGGGUCUGACGAGGCAAUGGGGAGGCGAAGCCUCUAGGCGGCCGAUUGCCAAGAAGCAACUGCAUAACGGUUGCUGUUAGUAACGUGUUUUCUUGGGCAGUCAUUUUUAAUGUUAACCUGUUAAGGAACAGCAGGGUUUUGUGUGUGCGUGUGUGUGCGUAUAUAUGUAUAAUUUAUAUAUAUACACAUGUACAGCUCCCCCAUGCAACGCGUGCCCGUGCGCUACUGGUUUAUUUUGUAACGGUUGUUUUCUCUUUUUUGUUUAAGUAGCCCGUUUUAUGCCAAUUUGACGUUGGAUUAAUUAAAAACGUGUACAUUUUA
Petromyzon marinus (sea lamprey) is the source of this 1659-nucleotide messenger RNA. RefSeq names its product high mobility group protein B2-like. Gene Ontology annotation, biological process: regulation of transcription by RNA polymerase II. The record is from RefSeq and is a predicted model, not a curated record. NCBI's taxonomy places the organism in Eukaryota, Metazoa, Chordata, Hyperoartia, Petromyzontiformes, Petromyzontidae.